This is a messenger RNA of Chelonus insularis, 2490 nucleotides long. It is a transcript of the gene Teh4, whose product is annotated as tipE homolog 4. NCBI's taxonomy places the organism in Eukaryota, Metazoa, Arthropoda, Insecta, Hymenoptera, Braconidae. The record is from RefSeq and is a predicted model, not a curated record. Gene Ontology annotation, biological process: regulation of sodium ion transport. The transcript is spliced from 5 exons. Gene Ontology annotation, cellular component: plasma membrane. Bases 90 to 1478 code for a protein of 462 amino acids. Gene Ontology annotation, molecular function: sodium channel regulator activity.
UCAUAAAUUUUAUUCAAAUAAAUUUUAUCAAGUCAAAAUUUAUUAUAUUAUAAAGAGAAAUUAAAUAGAGGCUUAAUUGGCACAUUGAGAUGGGCCGAAAAUACAAGUCACGUUUAAUACCUGAACAAGAUCGCCGAAUAUGUGGGAGUAUCUGUUUCUGUCAAUUCACCAUAGUCAUCAGCUGUGUAGCUCUAGUCUACUUAAGUGUAGCUAUCUACAUACCUUCACAUAGAGCAUUCAACGCAGGUAUCGAUCCAGAACCAGUAAUGUGCCAAACAGUAAAUACAACACUGGUAAAUUAUUGUGCUUGGGCAAGCUGUGGAGAAUGGUGCUUGACCAAAACAACAGGAUUCUGUCCACAGAUCCAUGCAACAGUUAGACGAAAUGGCACUGAUGUUAUAUUUCAAAACUGCACCAAGUUUACAAGCAUCUCAUGUCCACAAGUAAAUCUUCGAACUGCCAGGAGAUAUAAUUGUAAUAACGGAAGUGCUUGUGGCUCUUUAUUUGGCGUGUUCAACUGCAGUCUCGGUCAUUGCACAAACAUGAGUGAGCUUAUGUUAUGUCACUACAAAGCUGACGGAAUAGUUGUAGACAGUGAGAAGGAUAAUAUGAAACUUAAUGGAUUCUUUAGCUGUCAUUAUUCAAGAUGUACAAAGAUCAAGCAUGCUUUUUCGUGCGAUCGUUAUUGCCCAGCAAUAUCUACAAACGAUACUAAUAUUUUUCUGAUGCAAGAUGACAAUAUACUUAUAGCUAAAUGUUCUGAAGCAUUCGCUCUCAAUCAAGCCAAAGGAAAUCUACCUGGUACCAGGCUUACUGAACCACAAAAAAUAUGGAAUGAUGAUAAUAAACAAGGAAUUAUUGCUAGCUGUUUUGCUGUCAAAAGAGAAGGAAGUAUCAUGAGGGCUGAAGAUUGUGUAAAUGGAACGUUUAUAGAGAAAAAGACAAUCCCCAAACCUGCAGUGAAUUUUACUACAUUUCUGGGCUUUUAUGAGAAGAGUCUGAUCAAUCCUGUUGACCCCACAAACAUUUAUCUACCUUCACAGCACUCACUAACCAUCUACAAUUCUUCGCGGCUUUACAUCAAUCUUGAGGGCUGUGUCAACACUCUCCGAGGCGAAUGUCGAGAUUUUCUUCAAUCCCAUGGCCGAGAUGGUGAUAAUCAAACUGCACAAAGUCGAUAUCCUUGUUACUUUAACAAGAAUGACUCGUUCUUCGUUGUUGCACGAUUCGACUUGAAUAAAACACGAACCGACCUAUUAAUUGCCACGAUAGUUCCAUCCGUACUGUUUGUCGUCAGUCUUACUAGUCUCAUUAUCAUUACACGCGCAGUAAAGGUUGGAGAUGAUGCUAAGAUGCGAUGCCGAUACUGCACAGAUAAACAAACACGUGAAGAAGAGGACGAAGGACUUGUUGAAGGGAGUUCCUCAACGCCCCAAGGUAUUUUCAAUGAAACGGAAGUCCGAAGUAUGGCACUUUAGCAGUUUAAAAUAAAUAUUAAUCACUCAAGAAAAUAUGAGAAACUGCCUCUAAUUGAUAUUGAUCAAGCUGAAGACUCAUUCUAAGUUUACUUUGAUAAUUUAUUAUUUAUAAUUAUAAAAUGAACAUCCCGAAGUACUGAUUCUAAAUUCAUUAAUUAUGUAUCGUUAUCAAUAUUGCAAAACCGAUAAUUGUCUUCCUUUUUUAUUGCGUUUACUAUAAUUAAUGUUAAAAAGAAAGUCUCGUAAAUUGUACACGUUAAAAUCAUACUCAUUACUCCACUCUUAGGGGCCAACAUAAUGUAAUUUUAAUAUUUACAUAACCGUUGUAUGCCUUUGAAAAAACUGCUGAAACGUUGAGAGAGAGAAAGAAAAAGAGAGAGACGUAAGAAAAAAAUGACAAAAAGUCUGGUAAAAAAAUUACCUGUUCUUUACACAAUAUGUAUGUGUAUAUGUAUAUACAUCUGUGUACUAAAGGGAAACGCUUAAAACACUUUGAUCAAUUUUUUUUUUUUCAUUCAAGGACGAUGCGUAAACACUCGUUUGUUAUCAUUUCGAAAUAAAGAUUUUAUGUUCUUUAUAUUAAAAAAAACAAGAGGCACAAAAAGUCUUCAUGUACUUCAGAUACAUGUAUUGAAAUAUAAAUUGAAAUUUUAAUCGAAGUCGAACGAAUAUGUACUUGUCGGUCUAUAAAAAAAAUUACAGACUUUACCGAUCGUGCAUAUCGAGCAAUUUUAAGACUUGCAAGAUAUUAAGUAACAUUAUUAUAAUUAUUACAUCGGUCUACAUUUACAAAUUUACAUUUUGGCUACUACGUUCAAAUUUUUACUGUAUUAUAAUUAUUACUACUAUAUAUCAAAGAUAAUGAUUAAGCACUCUAUGAUAAUAAUUGAUGUAAUCACUGAUUCAAAAGAGCUAUUUUACAUUCUUGAAGACAAUUGAGAAACAAUACUCCGAACAAAAAUUUUAAUAAAUAAUUAUACACUAGUUCAGAAGAUUUGAAAAAAUAAUAAAU